AGAGCUCAUUGCGUCCCUCUACCCAGAACAUGCCCUUUCCCAAUAGCUGUGGCAUGAUUCUUUCCAAGCCCUGCCCCCUUCACCCCAGGUACCUUCCAAACCUUGGCAGCUUGGGGAAGUUAUGGGUUAUCAAGAAUAUCUCCCAGCUUGCCAAAAAUGGAUGCAAGGUGUAUGCCAAUUGGUGCUUGAUUCCAUAGGAAGGCAUCCAGACCAGAAGGAACCAGAGCCUACUAGGCUUCCCCCCAUUAUCUCAAAAGAUGGGAAUUAUUCCGUGCACCAGAAUAGCCACACAAGAUACCACGAAGCUGUCCGGAAGGUGUUGUUGAAGACGUUUCCCAAUCAGGUCUUCAGAAUCCCCUUGACUGAUGCUCAGAACUUCAGCUUCUGGUGGUCCCAUGAUCCAGGAGUGCGUCCAGAGGAAACCAUGCCAUGGAUCCGGAGCCCACGCCAUUGUCUCAUAAAAAGCGCGAUGACCAGGUUUAUGGAUCACUCUAUUCUCAGUGACAGGACCUUCAGUCUGUAUUAAGAAGAUAUGGCUGCAGAAAGACAAGAUGAAUUGUGGCAAGAGUGCAGAGGGGGAAAGAAGGAGGUUUCCCAGUUCCGAUGGCUGACUAAUGGGAGGAGGAGAUGGAGAAAGCACAGUAAACAGACUGGACUAAAA
Pan troglodytes (chimpanzee) is the source of this 661-nucleotide messenger RNA. RefSeq names its product sperm microtubule inner protein 11 (gene SPMIP11). Bases 122 to 526 code for a protein of 134 amino acids. The record is from RefSeq and is a predicted model, not a curated record. NCBI's taxonomy places the organism in Eukaryota, Metazoa, Chordata, Mammalia, Primates, Hominidae. The transcript is spliced from 4 exons.